Molecule: messenger RNA, 347 nt
Organism: Panthera uncia (snow leopard)
Lineage: Eukaryota; Metazoa; Chordata; Mammalia; Carnivora; Felidae
Source: the annotation of a RefSeq genome assembly
AUACAUGUAAUACUAACUCUGCUUACCAACACACUUCUAUCCACACUACCUGUAUUAAUCGCAUUCUGAUUACCCCAAUUAAACACCUAUGCAGAAAAAGCAAGCCCUUAUGAGUGUGGAUUUGACCCCAUAGGAUCCGCCCGCCUACCCUUCUCUAUAAAAUUUUUCCUAGUAGCUAUUACAUUCCUACUAUUCGAUCUAGAAAUUGCACUACUACUCCCCCUUCCCUGGGCCUCACAAACAAACAAAUUAUCAACCAUACUUAUCAUAGCCCUCCUACUAAUCUCUCUACUAGCCGCGAGCCUAGCCUACGAAUGAACCCAAAAAGGACUAGAGUGAACUGAAUA